UUGGAUUUUCCCAAGAGAGUCCAUAUCUGAGUCUCACCCCCAAUAAAUACAGAUCAGAGAUGUCGGGAGGCUCACUCUGCUCUCCGACCACCAGACUCCCCGGCCUGCCUUCAACGCUCUGAGACAUGGGCCCUCAGCUCCAGAUCACAGGGUCCCUCGGGCCGCUGGCCUUCACCCUGGUGCUGCUCGUCACCACGGCCGCCCGCCCCACCCCGGACGCCUUGGGGGUCUCCAGCAAGCCAGCAUUGGGCACUACCGACCUGGGCAAAUGCAAGAGCCUAGCCAAAACGCUGUACAAAGAAGCUGACGCCCUGAAGGAAGAGAAUGGUGAAAACCAGAGCAUGUGCGACAAUAGCAGCACCAUACUAGCUGAAAACAACCUGGUCUUUCCCAACUUGACAGAGCAAGAUGGAUGCUUCUAUUCUGGAUUCAAUAAGGAGACAUGCCUGAUAAACCUCAUCAGUAAACUGCAGGAAUUUGACGGGUAUUUCCAGUUCAUGGAAAAUGAGCUGAAAGAAAAGAAAAGCAGGAUCGAAGCACUAAAAAUGUUCACGACUCAACUAGCCGAGUCUCUGAAAAAAUUGAUGAUGGGGGCAGAUCUAGUACCAACCCUCAACCCAACUGCCUCCCAUGACCUGGUUUUGAAACUGAAGAGCCUGAAUGAGUGGUCCAGGAAGGUGGCUCUCCAUCUCAGCCUGUGUCGCUACAUCAAGUUCAUGGAGCAUACCAUUCGGGCUAUUCGGAACAUGGACCCCACGGAUGUCAGUGUUUGAACGUUUUAGUUCAUGCCUGUUCCUUCCUUCAUUGAAAAAUCUGUCCAAUGGGCAGAUGGCAUGUUGUUCUUUAUGAAGAACCAAAAAAGUAUGAGCAAUGAGGAUAUUGCUUUUAAUAAUUUAAAAUUAAUUUAUUUGUAUUUAAGUAAUAUUUAUUCCCAUAAGGUAAUUAUUAAUUUAUAUAUUUUAAAACAUUUUAAAGGAUUUCUAUUUUUUUUUACAUAUGAUUUUAAUUGAAAAGGGAACUGCCAUUCUUGUUCCCUGAACUCAGUCCCAGGGCUGAAAUAAAUGAGCAGGUUUUACCUCCAGUGAUCUGCUAAUCAAAGGGCGGGCUUCAGAAUCAGAAAGCCUGGGCUCAGAUCUCUGCUUUGACACUGACCCACAGAGUAGAUGAUCCUGGGCAAGUCAUUGAGUUCUCUAUGGCUCACAAAACUCAUUAAAACAAAGUACAGAGAAAAUGCCAACCUGCCUUGGUAAAAGGAAUUUCAUUAUUCAAGGUUUCCUCAAACCAGUGAAAUCACAGGUGUACUCUCUUUCCCCAUUCCUAAAAAUAAUUAUUUAUGUUAUAUUUAUGAAAUUU
Sarcophilus harrisii (Tasmanian devil) is the source of this 1353-nucleotide messenger RNA. It is a transcript of the gene IL6, whose product is annotated as interleukin 6. Lineage: Eukaryota; Metazoa; Chordata; Mammalia; Dasyuromorphia; Dasyuridae. Gene Ontology annotation, biological process: T-helper 17 cell lineage commitment; positive regulation of cell population proliferation; immune response. The record is from RefSeq and is a predicted model, not a curated record. Gene Ontology annotation, cellular component: extracellular region. The coding region runs from base 126 to 773 and encodes 215 amino acids. The transcript has 5 exons. Gene Ontology annotation, molecular function: cytokine activity; growth factor activity; interleukin-6 receptor binding.